This is a messenger RNA of Sinocyclocheilus rhinocerous, 2774 nucleotides long. RefSeq names its product NOP2 nucleolar protein homolog (yeast) (gene nop2). The transcript has 15 exons. Gene Ontology annotation, biological process: rRNA base methylation; maturation of LSU-rRNA. Gene Ontology annotation, molecular function: RNA binding; rRNA (cytosine-C5-)-methyltransferase activity. Gene Ontology annotation, cellular component: nucleolus. The record is from RefSeq and is a predicted model, not a curated record. Lineage: Eukaryota; Metazoa; Chordata; Actinopteri; Cypriniformes; Cyprinidae.
CAGCAACUUCCGGAAAUCCAACGUGUGCUGAAGUCACAUGUGCGCUAGUUCCCUGCAGAGCGUGAGAGACACAUGUACUCCGGCAACUUUCGUAAAUUAAAGGUAAAAUUUCUCUGUUUCCUAGAGAACAUCGGGAUAAGCGCAAGAGCGUGUUUUUGUUCAGCAAGCAACGUUGUAGGUGUCAAGCAUGGGCAGGAAGUUGGAUCCCACCAUUAAGGUGAAAAGAGGACCUGGACGGAAGGCCAGAAAACAGAAGGGAGCAGAAACCGAGCUGUCCAAGUUUUUGGUUGAUGAUGAUGGGCCAAAAAAACUUACAAGCAGAGCGAGAAAACGAGCUAUAAAAAGAGCUCAAGUGACUAAAGAACCCAAACAAGAGGAAAAGCCAAAAAAAGGAUUCUCAGAUGAGAAUAGUAAAUGGCUAAAACCAGCGCAGGGGAAGCGAAAGAUUGAACAAUCUGAAGAAGAUGAGGACAGUGACAGCCAAUGGGAAGAAGAUGAUGAUGAAGAGGGCUUUGAUAACAAGGAAAUGGAGGAGGAGGGGGAGGAUGAUGAUGAAGAUAUGGUUGAUGACUAUGGUGCUGAUGAAGGGGAUGAACAAGACAGUGAUGGAGAAGAGCUUCUGCCAAUUGAGAGAGCUGCAAGAAAACAGAAAAAACAAACAAGCAAGAAACCAGAGAGUGAUGACGACGAUGAGGAUGAAGAAGAGGAAGAUGAUGAUGAUGAAGAGGAAAAGGAUGAUUUAAAGGAAGAUGAGGAGGAGGAAGAGGAUACUGUACAGGCAAAUAUUGAUGAAACUGAAAAAUUCAUACUCCCAGCUGCAGCGGAUAGAGCGAAGGAGGGUCUUUUACCCAUGGACCUACAGACCAUCCAUCAGAGGAUCAAAGAUAAUGUGGAUGUGCUGUCUCACUUCAGUGAGAAGAGAGAAGAGGGUAAAGAGAGAUCGGAGUAUCUCUCUCUGCUGCGCUCUGACCUCUGCACCUACUACAGCUACAACGAGUUCCUCAUCAGCAAACUCAUGGACCUUUUCCCCGUCUCUGAGCUGAUUGAUUUUCUUGAGGCCAAUGAAAUUCAGAGGCCAGUCACCAUCAGAACCAACACCCUGAAAACCAGGAGGAGAGACUUGGCUCAGGCUCUGAUUAACAGAGGCGUGAACCUGGAUCCAUUGGGGAAAUGGUCCAAAGUGGGGCUGGUUAUCUAUGACUCUUCUGUUCCCGUUGGAGCAACUCCAGAAUAUUUGUCAGGCCAGUACAUGUUGCAAGGUGCAUCAUCGUUUCUGCCUGUAAUGGCGCUUUCGCCCCAGGAGGGCGAGUCAGUGCUAGACAUGAGCUCCGCUCCAGGAGGCAAGACCACUUAUAUGGCUCAGCUAAUGAGGAACACAGGCAUGAUUGUGGCUAAUGACGCAAAUGCAGACAGGCUGAAGAGCGUGGUGGGAAACAUCCAUCGUCUCGGUGUCACUAACGCUGUCAUCUGCAACUAUGACGAUGGUUAGUUAUGCGUGUCUAAUCAGAUGUUUUAUUUUGAAUGGUAGGUGAUGGGAGGUUUUGAUAGAGUGCUUUUAGAUGCUCCUUGCUCGGGUACAGGAGUUAUCUCCAAAGAUCCAGGAGUAAAAACCGGCAAGGAUGAGGCUGAUAUUCUUCGCUCGGCUCACCUGCAGAAAGAGCUCAUCCUGUCUGCUAUUGACUCGGUCAAUGCUGAUUCUCCAACUGGCGGAUACCUUGUUUACUGCACAUGCUCUAUUAUGGUAGAGGAGAAUGAGUGGGUGGUGGACUAUGCUUUAAAGAAGAGAAAUGUAAAGCUGAUCCCCACUGGACUAGACUUUGGCAAGGAGGGAUUCAUCAGAUUCAAAGAAAGACGUUUCCAUCCAUCUCUCAAACUGUCUUGCCGAUUCUACCCUCACUCACACAACAUGGAUGGAUUUUUUGUGGCCAAGCUAAAGAAGCUGUCUAACGCCAUCCCCACCGCACCAAGAGAAACAGAAGAUGAAGUAGAAUCUUCAAAAACGGAGACCGCAGCCUCGUCGGAGCAGAUCCAAAAACUAGAAUCUAAGCAACAGAAGCCUGCUUCAACUCCAGAGAAAAGCAACAUGGGCAAGAAGCGGAAAUUAAAACAGAAAAAAUCUGAGACGCCCAUCAUCACGAAGAAAGCUGGAGUGAAAUCUGAGAAUAAAAAAUCCGAUGGUCCCAAAAAGGCCAAAAUUGCAAAGUUGGAUGGUGAAGCAUCCAAAAAGAGUGAGAAACCUAACGAAAAGCAGAAGGUAAAGGAACUGAAUGGAGAUUCAACAAAAGAGGUAGUGAUGGUGAAGAAAGAGGGGAGCCCGUUUGAGAAGAAGAAAAACAAAAUGAAAAGGAAGAGCUUGUUGAAGAAGAAGAAAAACAGAAUGGGGAAAAACAGGUUUAAGAAGUUAAAAAAUAUGGUUGGACAACAAAAAAGUGGACAGUGAAAUUCAGUCUCGUGUCACAGUGUAUUGACAUGGACCUGUAUGCUCAGGACUGGGAUCUCUCAUUGGCUCGACACAAGACAGGAAGUUAAACCAAUCCCAGCCUGCUGUUAGGGACUUAAAUAUCAUCCUUUAGCAACGUACACAAUGGCUUUGUGUAUCUAUCUUGCUUCUCAAGACUUCUGUUAUAAAAUGUUAUAAAUAUUUCAGUGUCCGUUUUUAUGGAUUUUGUUUUGAAAAAGAAACAUUUAUCUGAAAUACUGCAAAGGGAUGUGAGUAUGUGAUCUGUUUUCCUGUAAGAUCGAGCUUAUUUCUUACACCUAUUAAAAAGAAAGAU